AAUAGUAAGGUAUUUACUGUAUACUGUACAUGUAUAUAUGCUUAUACAUCUCAAGCUAAAAAUAGUUUUCUAAUGCAUUCACACUCUUCCACCCACAGGUUCCAAGUACAUCUAAAGCGUAAAUGUAAAAUUUCAUUUGUAUAUUGUAAAAUCAAUAUUUUUUGCAGAGAUUUGAACUUUGUUGAAUUGCCAAAGGCAAGAAAGAGCAGUUUGAAAUCAAAAGAGUGGAAAGCAGGAUUGUAUCCGGUGGAAAUCCUGUCCAGUCCAGAAGAUGGUUAUGUCAAAGUUCAUUUUACAGGAUGGAGUGCAAAGUAUGACACUAUCAUCAAAGAGGCAGAACUUGAGACUAAUGAAUGUGAGGGGACACAGUCAAUUGUGAAUGUGGGUUCAAUGAUCAAGGACAGUCUGACAACAGGUUCAAGACUGGACAGCAUUGUAAGGCUAAAAACUCCUAUGGAUGAAAGGGAUUUUUCUUGUCUUCAAGAAAAGCUACACAUGUUUAAAAAAACAGAAACAAAAACUGUGUACAGCUUAAGGUCACGCUUCGACUUGAACUCUAUUUUUGGGAAACAUUGGGAUUUUAGGAUACUUAAUAAGGAAGGAGAUUGUGUUUAUAUUAAAACAGCAACAGUUAAGAUUUAUCAUAAAUCUCUAAGAGAAUCCAAAGAAUUUGUUGUCCGAAAGACUGGUGGUCAGCUCAGGAUUGAAGAAUCAUUUCGGCCAAGGGGCAAACAAGUCAUAGUCAGUUUUGUGAAGUGCACUGGCAACUACAGAAUGUUACCAAAUUUGAUGGAUGACCCUCUCUUGUAAUGCCAAAGUUAACAUUUAAAAAAUGAUCAUCAUUUCUAGAGAAGAACUUUUUAAUAUACUAUUGAAAAACUAUUGGAAUAAACCAUUAAAUAUACCAACUGUUAAAGAAAUAUCAACAGCUAUUGAAAGCAUCUGUACAUUGAAAUUUCUCCCAGAUGAACAUAGUUUGAAAUGUUUACGUGCUGAACUUUUUAGGCUUAAACAAAAUGGUUUACAAGCAAAAGUGAAGGGUGGGUCACAAUUUAGAAAGUUUAAAGAACAAUUAAAACAUUCCAAAUAUAGUUGGGACGUCAAAGUUGAUAGAGAAGAAACUCAGUUUUUAGUUGAUAAAAUAAAGGCUGAUACUGAAAAAGAUCUAAGGGAUAAAGAAAAAGAAAACAAAGAGUUGAGGGAAAAGUUAUGUAAUUUAAGUGCAGUAAUUGGUACUCCUGAAGUGAAACCUAUAAAGCGGAAAGCAUUUGCUGAUUGCACACCUAGUUGGCAGUCCAAAAUUAGGAAAAAAGAUGAAGAACAUUGUAAAA
Molecule: messenger RNA, 1331 nt
Organism: Ylistrum balloti
Lineage: Eukaryota; Metazoa; Mollusca; Bivalvia; Pectinida; Pectinidae
Exons: 2
Coding region: 73-810 (245 amino acids)
Source: RefSeq, a predicted model, not a curated record